UUUGAAGGGCAACUGUUUAGUGCACUUUUGGGGUCCGGAAAUUGGCGUCAUCUUGUCUAUGCGGCUUUGUAAUAAAGAUUGUUGCCAAAACAUAAUUCAUGACAGCGCAGCAUAGAUAUUUUAUAUUUAUAAACAUCACCGUUUGCAAGCUAACUAAAUGAGCAUUGAGUGGUCGGCGGAUUGCGAAAGAUGUCGUGCGCUCGUCAAUAUAUGAAUUUAAAAAAAUAAACAACUUUUUUGUUGUGAUCAGAUUAAAGAGUUGUGAUUGUGUUUUCUUUUGGACUAUUUUUUUUUUAGCUUGUGAUCAUGUCGAAUAGUUACAAUAUGAAGGAAUUCAGCUCAACAGCUGUGAUCACAGAGAAUGGGAUCUAUCCGUCGACAAUAUCCAUCAACACGAUCAAUACAAAAUGUAAAGAGACCGAGCUGGAUGACGACGGCUACGAUCCCUUCCAGAAUAGGAAGCUGGAGCAUCCUAAUUCUGAUGCAAGGUCAUUUGCCAACCUGCUGAAGUCUUCCUUAGGCUCUGGUAUCCUGGCCAUGCCAGCUGCUUUUAAAAAUGCAGGGUCCGUCGUCGGAAUAUUCGGGACUAUCAUCCUGGGAUACAUCUGCACACACUGCGUUUAUUUAUUGGUUAAGACAUCACAGGACGUGGCCAAAGUGACAAAAGUGCCGUCCUUAGGUUACGCUGAGACUGUCGAGGCUGUAUUCGCUACGGGACCACAGCCUCUCAGAAAAGUUUCUAAAGCUUCAAGGAUAUUUAUAGACUGGGCAAUGGCUUUCACCAUUCUUGGCGCGUGUGCAGUCUAUGUCAUCCUGCUUGUUGAUUCAGUAAAACAGAUCAUCGACCACUUUUACAAAGACAACGAGAUAAAUGAGACGAUGUACUGUCUGUACUUUUUGGUGCCUCUGCUGCUUUUCACCCAAAUCAAGAACUUGAAGUACCUGGCUCCUUUCUCUGGGUUCGCCAACAUCUUGCUUGUGGUAACAUUCCUGAUCUGUCUCUACUACAUCUGUGGGAAAUUUCCUGACGUGACUACAAGACCCACGUCUGUCGAUAUUGGGAAGCUACCCUUGUUUAUCGGUACAGUUAUCUUCGCAAUGGAAGGCAUUGGAGUGGUGUUGCCGGUUGAGAAUACAAUGGCAAAGCCUCAACACUUCCUUGGCUGCCCAGGAGUCCUUAACAUUACCAUGGCAGUCGUGGUCCUGCUGUACAUGUUCAUGGGCUUCUUGGGCUACAUACGGUAUGGCGACAAAGCCAAAGGAAGCAUUACUCUGAAUCUCCCCACCGGAGAGGAUGAAAUACCUGCACUGAUGGCGAAGUGUUUCAUCGUCUUCGCUAUAUUUUUCACUUACACUCUGCAGUUCUACGUGCCCAUGGAGAUUGUGUGGCGCAACACAAAACAACACGUAACGCAGAAAUAUCAUAAUAUUGCUCAAGCAGUAAUGCGCGCAGUUUUCUCCGCACUUACUGUGGCCGCUGCAGCAACUCUGCCGAAUUUGGAGCAGGUGAUCGGUUUAGAAGGAGCAUUCUUCUAUUCCUUCCUUGGCCUCAUCGUCCCCUCCAUCUUGGAUCUGGUAUUCCACUGGGAAAGAGACCUCGGCAAAUACUACUGGAUCUUAAUCAAAGAUGUGCUGUUAAUAAUCUUCGGGACAUUCGUCCUGGUCACCGGAGUGACGCAAAGCUUAAGAGAGAUUAUUAGGACUAUGUGAUUCUGUGAUGUAUUUAAUGUUACUAUUAAGUUAAUGAAAAUUACAGUAUUAUACUAAGUAUAAUGUGGUAAUUUUAAGCCUAAUUUAAUACAUUAAUAAAGUACUUA
Plodia interpunctella (Indianmeal moth) is the source of this 1817-nucleotide messenger RNA. RefSeq names its product proton-coupled amino acid transporter-like protein CG1139. Bases 307 to 1710 code for a protein of 467 amino acids. Lineage: Eukaryota; Metazoa; Arthropoda; Insecta; Lepidoptera; Pyralidae. The record is from RefSeq and is a predicted model, not a curated record. The transcript is spliced from 9 exons. Gene Ontology annotation, molecular function: L-amino acid transmembrane transporter activity. Gene Ontology annotation, biological process: amino acid transmembrane transport.